Molecule: messenger RNA, 6281 nt
Organism: Taeniopygia guttata (zebra finch)
Lineage: Eukaryota; Metazoa; Chordata; Aves; Passeriformes; Estrildidae
Gene: PHKA1
Product: phosphorylase kinase regulatory subunit alpha 1
Biological process (GO): glycogen metabolic process
Cellular component (GO): phosphorylase kinase complex
Molecular function (GO): calmodulin binding
Source: RefSeq, a predicted model, not a curated record
CCGGCGGCAGCGAGCAGGCGGUGCCGCGGGGCGGAGCGGGGCGGGGCUCUGACAGGACCCGUGCAGUCCCGCCGGUGCCCGUGGUGGUGCCGGUCCUGCUGCCGCCGUCAUGAGGAGCCGGAGCAACUCGGGUGUGCGUCUGGACGGCUACGGGCGCCUGGUGCAGCAGACCAUCCUCCGCCACCAGGACGCGGUGACCGGGCUGCUCCCCGCCAGCGCCGAGCACCGGGACGCCUGGGUCCGGGACAACGUGUACAGCAUCCUGGCCGUGUGGGGCCUUGGCCUGGCCUACCGCAAGAAUGCCGACCGCGACGAGGACAAGGCCAAGGCCUACGAGCUGGAGCAGAGCGUGGUGAAGCUGAUGCAGGGGCUGCUCCAGUGCAUGAUGAGACAGGUGGAUAAGGUAGAGGCCUUCAAGUACAGUCAGAGUACCAGGGACUGCCUGCAUGCCAAGUAUAACACCCACACCUGUGCUACCGUGGUAGGAGAUCACGAAUGGGGUCACCUACAGAUGGAUGCUACCUCCCUCUACCUCCUCAUGCUUGCACAAAUGACGGCCUCAGGCCUCCACAUAAUUCACAGCUUGGAUGAAGUCAACUUUAUCCAGAACCUUGUGUUCUACAUUGAAGCUGCCUACAAAACUGCGGACUUUGGCAUAUGGGAGCGUGGGGACAAGACAAACCAAGGCAUCACCGAGCUGAAUGCCAGUUCUGUCGGCAUGGCCAAGGCUGCCCUGGAGGCACUGGAUGAGCUGGAUCUCUUUGGAGCCAAGGGAGGCCCGCAGUCGGUGAUACGGGUGCUGUCAGAUGAGGUGCAGCACUGCCAGUCGAUCCUCCACUCAAUGCUGCCCAGGGCCUCCACAUCCAAGGAGGUGGAUGCCAGCGUGCUCUCUGUCAUCUCCUACCCGGCAUUUGCUGUGGAGGACAGCGAGCUGGUAGAAAUCACCAAGCAGGAGAUUAUCACCAAGCUGCAGGGGCGCUAUGGCUGCUGCCGCUUCCUCCGGGAUGGAUACAGGACUCCCAAAGAGGACCCCAAACGCCUCUACUACGAACCUGCUGAGCUGAAGCUCUUUGAGAACAUUGAGUGUGAGUGGCCUCUCUUCUGGGCAUACUUGAUGAUUGAUGGGAUUUUCAGUGGAAACAUGGAGCAGGUGCAGGAGUACCGGGAAGCCCUUGAGGGGGUUCUUAUCAAGGGGAAGAAUGGGGUACGCCUGCUGCCAGAGCUGUACAGUGUCCCACCGGAUAAGGUGGAUGAAGAAUACAGGAAUCCGCACACUGUGGACAGGAUACCCAUGGGCAAGCUGCCACACAUGUGGGGACAGUCCCUCUACAUCCUGGGCUGUCUGAUGGCCGAGGGGUUUCUAGCUCCCGGUGAAAUAGAUCCCCUCAACCGCCGUUUCGCAACUGUCCCUAAACCUGAUGUGGUGGUCCAAGUGUGUAUCCUGGCUGAAACAGAGGGGAUCAAGGCAAUCCUGCAGAAGGAGGGCAUUAACGUGGAGACUGUGGCAGAUGUCUACCCCAUCAGAGUGCAGCCUGCUCGCAUCCUCAGCCACAUCUAUGCCCGGCUGGGCCGCAACAAGCAGAUGUGCCUUACUGGACGGCCCUACCGGCAUAUGGGUGUCCUUGGGACCUCCAAGCUCUACAAAAUCAGGAGGAGCAUCUUUACCUUUACCCCACAGUUCAUAGACCAGCAGCAGUUCUACCUGGCUCUUGACAACAAGAUGAUUGUGGAGAUGGUGAGGACGGACCUCUCCUACCUGUGCAGUCGGUGGAGGAUGACUGGGCGACCAACCAUCACCUUCCCCAUCUCCCACACCAUGCUCGAUGAGACCAGCAGCAGUGUGCAUCCCACGCUGCUGGCGAUGCUGCGGAAGCUGCAGGAUGGGUAUUUCGGCGGUGCAAGAAUUCAGACUGGUAAAUUGUCGGAGUUCCUGACAACAUCAUGCCGAACACACCUCAGCUUUAUGGACCCUGGGCCAGAGGAGGACACCGACGAUGAGGUUGCUCAGUAUCUGGAUCACCUGCUGCAGCACACGACUCCCCAGUCAAACCUGCCUCCGACCACCCAGCGGGGAGGGCUGAGCCGCUUCAGGGCUGCUGUCCACACCACCCGUGACCUCAUGUCCCUGGCAUCCAAGGCCAAGGACCUGCAUGUCCAGAAUGUUGGGAUGUAUGUCCCCAGCAGGAUCUUCCAGGCAUCGCAGCAGUCAGUCAAGCUUUUGAGUUCACUCCAGCAGCCUGACUUGGACAGCAAGAGCCAUGCACUCUAUGCAGAGAUGAACUUGCCACGUGAUGAGGAUGGCAACGUGGACUGCAAGGCACUGGUGGACCAGCUGCGCGUCUGCCCCACGCUGCAGGAGCAAGCAGACAUCCUUUACAUGCUCCACAUGCUCAAGGGACCCGAGUGGCACACAGGGCUUGAUAGUGAGCCUGGACCCACCGUCAAGGAGCUCCUCACGGAGCUGUAUGUGCGGGUGGGGGAGGCACGCCAGUGGGCCCUGAUCCGCUACAUCUCUGGCAUCCUCAAGAAGAAGGUUGAAGCUCUGGAUGAGGCCUGUACUGACCUCCUGUCUCACCAGAAACACUUGACAGUGGGGCUGCCCCCAGAGCCACGUGAGAAGACAAUCACCGCCCCAAUCCCCUAUGAGGAACUCGUUCGCCUUAUUGAUGAAGCCAGUGAGAAGAACCUCAGUGUGUCUAUCCUCACCCAGGAGAUCAUGGUGUACUUGGCCAUGUACAUACGCACACAGCCUUCACUGUUUGCUGAGAUGUUCCGCAUCCGCAUUGGGCUCAUCAUCCAGGUGAUGGCAACGGAGCUGGCACACUCCCUGCGUUGUUCAGCUAGAGAAGCCACAGAGAACCUGAUGAAUCUCAGCCCAUCAGACAUGAAGAAUCUCCUCUACCACAUCCUCUCUGGCAAGGAGUUUGGGGUGGAAAGGAGUGUGCAUUCAGAGGACUCGUCGCUGACCACUGCUGUCUCCAUCUGUGACAUGGGAGCUGGCGGGACCACCAGGCCUGAGCGCAGUGGCCUCGUCAGGCUGAAAAGUGAAAUCAAGCAGCAAUUGGAUAAACGUAGGCAGUCUCUGCCUGGGAGUAAGCCCCUCAGUUUGCAGUCCGGGGACACCGACCUCAGAUCCUCUCUGUCUACUGGGCACACAGAGCUGCUGUGCAAGGACUCCUUUUCAAGCAAGCUAGAAGAGCAGGGCAGUACGGACAACCGGCAGGGCCAGUGGCAGCGGAGGCGCCGCCUGGAUGGGGCCCUGAACCGUGUCCCUGUGGGCUUCUACCAGAACGUCUGGAAGGUCCUGCAGAAGUGCCACGGUCUCUCUGUGGAGGGCUUUGUUCUUCCCUCCUCAACAACCAGAGAGAUGACCCCAGGGGAAAUGAAGUUUGCUGUGCAUGUGGAGUCUGUCCUCAACCGUGUGCCCCAGCCAGAGUACAGGCAGCUGCUGGUGGAAGCGAUCUUAGUGCUCACCAUGCUGGUGGACAUGGAGGUGCACACCAUUGGUGGCAUCAUAGCUGUGGAAAAGAUCUUGCACAUGGCCAAUGACCUCUUCUAUGAGGAGCAGAAAGCCCUGGGCGCUGAUGAGCAGAUGCUGGAGAGGGAUCCUUCGACAGGCAUCUGCAGCCUGCUGUAUGACAGUGCACCGAGCGGCCGCUUUGGCACCAUGACCUACCUGUCCAAGUCGGUGGCCUUGUACGUGUACGACUUUCUGCCCGCAGAUGGCUGCUCCAUGCAGUAGCUUUUGCAGUUCUUCACUGAUCAGCUUGUAAAGAUGAACACUAGGUUAGUUUGUGUGGCCAUCUCUCCUCCCAGUCCUGGCCUCUUGGUGGGUGAGCAGCCCUCUGAGGAACUCCACAGGAGGCAUAUGUCCUAAACUGACCUGUGCCUGUGUGGCCUGUGGAGCAUGGGAAAGACUGAGCUUUGAAGUGUACUUGUGUUAGAAGGUUCUGUUUGCAUGACUCUUCCUGAUUCAUCACCCCUGGAAAUCCCUGAGGGAUUUGGAAAGGGUUCCCCUGAGCAGACCUGUGUGCUCAGCAUUACAAUGCUCUCUGACCAGCUCACACUCUCCCUGCCUCCAGUAGGUUUACAGUUUUUAACCUCUUCUGUGCUGCUUUGUAUUCCAAAUCUGUAGGAUUUAUGCUAGUGCAGGCUGAGGCUCUUGCUCUUCCUGCUGCUGAUGGAAAGGUUUUGCUAGAGAAAUAGUGGAUGGUGCCUGAGCCUUUCUCCCAGCACAUCCAAAAUCAAUAUGGUCCAGCCCAGCCACAGCUGUGCUGCUUGGAAUCAGGCAGCCCAUCAUCCCCCGCUGGGUGUCCUGUGUGCAGAGCUGGGGAGGUCAUGGUAGCCAGGAUCCGUUUGACCUCCAGGCUGCUAGUACAGGGCCUCUGGCUGGCUGGGACAUGCCAGUGGCAGCCCCUCUGUGCCAUCUACUCUAUCCCUGGCAGUAGUGCUAGUGGCCAAGUCACAGGUUCCUGAGUUCUCAUGCCCUGUGAAGCAGCUCUGAGCUGGCUAUCUGGUGUUACCUGUGCAAUCGAAACCAUGCUUUUAAUCCUCCUCUCUGGCUUCUGCUCCAUCUCCCACAGCCUGGCACAGAGGGGGUGGGGACAUAGUGGAUCCCUGCUCUAAUCUACCCUGCAGGUCAUCCCCCGCUCAGGAUGGUGUGUUUGGGCUGAUGAGGAUCAGGCACACAUGCCACAAAGUGGUAGAAGAGGUGGGGUUCCCUUUUGGCUCUCUGGUUCACCUCCCUAAGAUGUCAGGUGUGCUUCAGUACACUCAGCAUGUUGAGCAACAGGCCAAGAACCCUCACUUGCACUCUCUGACCUUGCAAUGUCCCACAGCUUGUCACAGGCCAGCCCAAUAUCAUCUAUGUCCCGCUCCAAGACUGGUUUACAGCUCUCAGUGAGCAAAGCUCUCAGCAAAGAUCCUCUUUCCCUUUGGGAAAGGUUGAUCACAUCUAACAGUGGCAUGCCUUGUUAAAAAAAUUAAAAAACCUGACAUUGUGGCAGUGACAUCAGCCACCAAGCCAUAUAUUCAGCAGACUGAGUCCAUCUCUUUCAAUGUCACUGCCCACAACUGGAAGGACAGAGGAAAGAAACUGUUCCAGAAUUCCUUACCAGGCCCUGAAGUCUCCUUUGACUGCCCUGGGACUAUGUGUUGCAGUUCCAUUGUCACCCACAUGGAAGAGCAGCAGUGGAUAACAGUCUGAAGCUGAACCCAGCUGGGAAGUUUCCUAGUGCUGUGCUUAACCUGGGCCCCAAGGAAGCAGCAGACUUCCCCAAGAGGACUCUGUGUCUGUGUGGCACAUUGGACCCUCAGAAAGGAUUCGCCUACAGCUGUAACUCAUCUCUCUUGUAGAGGUGGACAUGGUCUGAGGUGUCACAGCCAUGGCAACACCUCUGGUGUAGAUGGACUAACAUCCACAUCAUCCAUCGCCUGGCCUUCCACGUGAGAGCUUCAUACCUGCUGUACAGAGGCAUGUGGGGAAGCAAGGUGGGCAAGGAGGGGGUUUGCCUGCCUCCACCCACUCCUUUCCUUUAAGUUACUGCCUUCACCUGGCAAGGGAGGAUACAGGAUCCUCUUGAACUUGAGUGUUUUGGCCUGGCUGUUCCUGUCAGGCAGGGCAGAGCCUAGUUCUACCAGUCUUUCUCAGACUUCCUUAUGCCCCUUAAUCUUUCUACAUCCUCUCAUAGCUGAGCCCCGAGGGCUGGCAGAUCUUGGCCACACUGAACACAGCUGUUCUUAGCACUGCCAUCCUUCCCAGUGAAAGGCUCUGGCAGUCCCUGCACGCAGAGGCCUGGAUGGCUGUGUGCUUUCAUGGGAGCUCUGUCUGAGGGGCCAUGUCCACUCCAGGAAGCACAGAAGGUGUGGUUUGUGCCGGGUGGAUGUCACAGCCUGAGCUCCUGAGAGGGUGAUGGACAGCAGCUGAACUUGUCUCUUGGGCUGGCAGGGCGACAGUGCCCAUGCCAUGUGCCAACACCAUGCUCUGCCUGUGGAGCACCCUGGGCUGGCUGUGUGUGAGCGCAGAGGUGGCUGCCAGGCAAAAAAAUCAGCCACUCCACUAUGGAUAUGGCUGGCACCAAAGCCAGAUGUUUUCUUGUGUGUGUGCCUGUGUUUUCUGAUGUCCAGGUUGGUUUGGCCUCAAGGCCAGGUGGUCUCUUGGGGCAGCAGCUCUUCUGUACGUGUGGCUGUAUGGAAGAUCAUGCUUUGAAAAGCCAGUGUCCGUAAAGGAGACAGAGGAGCCCUGCAACUUUAUUCAAAUAAAGGGAGAGAGUCUACUGGGA